AUGGGCUUGCUAGACAUCAACAAACUCAUCAAGGCAGCAAACCUUAUAAAUGCUGGGAAUGGUGGCAAGAGCUUCAGUCGCAUUGACAACCUUUCCUCGCAUGAAAGGAUUCAUACAGGGGAGAAACGAUAUACAUGUUUCGAGUGUGGAAAGAGCUUCAGCUACAGUUCCAGCCUUACCUUUGAGUUGUUGAAGGGGAUGCUGGCAGAAGGGAACAAUCAGAAGUGUCACCAAAAAGGAUCCAAAGAACAAAGGAAUCUGAGGGUUCAAGAUGGAGGCAGCAGGCGAGAGGGGAGACGAAAGCAGAAGCCGGCGGGUGACUUUGGUACGUUUCAGGGUGUUGAAAAUCAAAUUCACAGAGAGGAGAAAAAGCAUGAAUGCAGCGUGUGUGGAAAGAGUUUUGGUCGUCGCUCAACUCUUACUAUACAUCAAAGAGUACACACAGGGGAGAAACCGUAUACAUGUUUAGAGUGUGGAAAGAGCUUCACUCACAGUACUGCCCUUAUCUUGCAUCGAAGAACUCAUACAGGAGAGAAACCAUAUAUAUGUUCCGAGUGUGGAAAGAGCUUCAGUGAACGUGGCCAUCUUACUAGGCAUCAAAGAACUCAUACAGGGGAGAAACCAUAUAUGUGUUCCGAGUGUGGAAAGCGCUUCAGUGAACGUGGCCAUCUUACUAGGCAUCAAAGAACUCAUACAGGGAAGAAACCGUAUAAGUGUUCAGAGUGUGGAAAGAGUUUCAGUCACAUUGGUGCCCUUACCUCACAUCAAAGAUCUCAUACAGAGGAAAAACCGUAUACAUGUUCAGAGUGUAGAAGGAGCUUCAGUCGGAGUAGCACACUUAAGUCGCAUCAAAGAACUCAUACAGGGGAGAAACCGCAUACUUGUUUGGAGUGUGGAAUGAGCUUCGCUCGCAGCAAUGCGCUUACUAGACAUCAACAAACUCAUCGAGGCAGCAAACCUUGUAAAUGCUGGGAAUGUGGCAAGAGCUUCAGUCGCAUUGACUACCUUUCCUCGCAUGAAAGAAUUCAUAUAGGGGAGAAACAAUAUACAUGUUUGGAGUGUGGAAAGAGCUUCAGUCGCAUUGACUACCUUUCCUCGCAUCAAAGAAUUCAUACAGGAGAGAAACCGUAUACAUGUUCAGAGUGUGGAAGGAGCUUCAGGUGCAGUAGCUCCCUUAUGUUGCAUCAACGAACUCAUACAGGAGAGAAACCAUAUACAUGUUUGGAGUGUGGAAGGAGCUUCAGUCACAGUAGCUCCCUUAAGUCGCAUCAAAGAACUCAUACAGGAGAGAAACCGUAUACAUGUUCAGAGUGUGGAAAGAGCUUCAGUCACCAUAGCGCCUUUAAGCCGCAUCAAAGAACUCAUACAGGAGAGAAACCAUAUACAUGUUCGGAGUGUGGAAAAAGCUUCAGUCACCAUAGCGCCUUUAAGUUGCAUCAAAGAACUCAUACAGGAGAGAAACCGUAUACAUGUUCGGAGUGUGGAAAAAGCUUCAGUCGCAGUAGCUCCCUUAAGUCGCAUCAAAGAAUUCAUACAGGAGAGAAACCGUAUACAUGUUCAGAGUGUGGAAAGAGCUUCAGUCAUCACUCAACUCUUACUUUACAUCAAAGAGUGCACACAGGAGAGAAACCAUAUAUAUGUUCUGAGUGUGGAAAGAGCUUCAGUCAUAGUUGCUCCCUUAAGUCGCAUCAAAGAACUCAUACAGGAGAGAAACCGUAUACAUGUUCAGAGUGUGGAAAGAGCUUUAUUUGGAGGAGGAGCCUUAUGUUACAUCAACAAACUCAUACAGGGGAGAAACCAUAUAAAUGUUUGGAGUGUGGAAAGAGCUUCAGUGAAAGUUAUUCCCUCACCUUGCAUCUACGAACUCAUACAGGAGAGAAACCGUAUGCAUGUUCAGAAUGCGGAAAGAGCUUUAUUUAUAGUAACAGCCUUAGGUUGCAUCAAAGAACUCAUACAGGGGAGAAACCGUAUACAUGUUCAGAGUGUGGAAGGAGCUUCAGUCAGAAUAGUUCCCUUUCCUCGCAUCAAAGAACUCAUAUAGGGGAGAAACCGUAUACAUGUUCAGAGUGUGGAAGGAGCUUCAGUCGGAUUAGCACCCUUAAGUCGCAUCAAAGAACUCAUACAGGGGAGAAACCGCAUACGUGUUUGGAGUGUGGAAUGAGCUUCGCUCGCAGCAAUGGGCUUACUAGACAUCAACAAACUCAUCGAGGCAGCAAACCUUAUAAAUGCAGGGAAUGUGGCAAGAGCUUCAGUCGCAUCGACUACCUUUCCUCGCAUGAAAGAAUUCAUACAGGGGAGAAACGAUAUACAUGUUUGGAGUGUGGAAAGAGCUUCAGCCAGAGUGGCAGCCUUACCUUGCAUCAAAGAUUGCACACAGGAGAGAAACCUUAUAAAUGUUUCGAGUGUGGGAAGAGCUUCAGUCGUGGUAGCUUACUUACAUUGCAUCAACGAACUCAUACAGGACAGAAACCGUAUACAUGUUCAGAGUGUGGAAAGAGCUUCAGUGACAAUGGUGCCCUUACCUCGCAUCAAAGAUCUCAUACAGGGGAAAAACCGUAUACAUGUUCAGAGUGUGGAAUGAGCUUCAGUCAGGGUAGCUCACUUAAGUCGCAUCAAAGAACUCAUACAGGGGAGAAACCGUAUACAUGUUCGGAAUGUGGAAAGAGCUUCUCUCGGAAGUUGCGUCUAACUAAUCAUCAGAGAAUUCAUACAGGGGAGAAGCCGUUUCAGUGCCUGGAGUGCGGCAAGUGUUUCAUUCACAACUGCAGCCUGUCGUACCACAAGAGGAUCCACACCGGCGAGAAACCCUACAAAUGCUUGGAGUGUGAGAAAAGCUUCACUCGGAAGAUCAUUCUCACCAAUCAUCAGAGAGUUCACACCGGCGAGAAGCCAUACAAAUGUUUCGAGUGCGGGAAGAGUUUCACCCGGAAGGUGAUCCUGGCAAACCACCAAACGAUUCACUCCGGGGAGAAACCGUACAAGUGCUUGGAAUGCGGGAAGAGCUUCACUCUGAAGGUGCACCUUACCGCACAUGAAAGAAUCCACACAGGGGAGAAACCGUAUAAAUGCCUGGAGUGCGGGAAGAGCUUCAGUCGGAACUCCAACCUCGCUUACCACCGGAAAGUCCACACGGGGGAGAAACCCUAUAAAUGCCUGGAGUGCGGAAAGGGCUUCAGAAACAGCACGAACCUGACUUACCACCAGGAAAUCCACACCGGGGAUAAGCCGUAUAAGUGUCUGGAGUGCGGGAAUGUGGAAAAGAGCUUCAGUGAAAGUUAUUCCCUCACCUUGCAUCUACGAACUCAUACAGGAGAGAAACCGUAUGCAUGUUCAGAAUGCGGAAAGAGCUUUAUUUAUAGUAACAGCCUUAGGUUGCAUCAAAGAACUCAUACAGGGGAGAAACCGUAUACAUGUUCAGAGUGUGGAAGGAGCUUCAGUCAGAAUAGUUCCCUUUCCUCGCAUCAAAGAACUCAUAUAGGGGAGAAACCGUAUACAUGUUCAGAGUGUGGAAGGAGCUUCAGUCGGAUUAGCACCCUUAAGUCGCAUCAAAGAACUCAUACAGGGGAGAAACCGCAUACGUGUUUGGAGUGUGGAAUGAGCUUCGCUCGCAGCAAUGGGCUUACUAGACAUCAACAAACUCAUCGAGGCAGCAAACCUUAUAAAUGCAGGGAAUGUGGCAAGAGCUUCAGUCGCAUCGACUACCUUUCCUCGCAUGAAAGAAUUCAUACAGGGGAGAAACGAUAUACAUGUUUGGAGUGUGGAAAGAGCUUCAGCCAGAGUGGCAGCCUUACCUUGCAUCAAAGAUUGCACACAGGAGAGAAACCUUAUAAAUGUUUCGAGUGUGGGAAGAGCUUCAGUCGUGGUAGCUUACUUACAUUGCAUCAACGAACUCAUACAGGACAGAAACCGUAUACAUGUUCAGAGUGUGGAAAGAGCUUCAGUGACAAUGGUGCCCUUACCUCGCAUCAAAGAUCUCAUACAGGGGAAAAACCGUAUACAUGUUCAGAGUGUGGAAUGAGCUUCAGUCAGGGUAGCUCACUUAAGUCGCAUCAAAGAACUCAUACAGGGGAGAAACCGUAUACAUGUUCGGCGUGUGGAAGGAGCUUCAGUCGGAGUAGCCACCUUAAGUCGCAUCAAAGAACUCAUACAGGGGAGAAACCGUACACAUGUUCGGAGUGUGGAAGGAGCUUCCGUCAGAGUAGCCACCUUAAGUCGCAUCAAAGAACUCAUACAGGGAGGAAAUCUUAGAAAUUUUUGGCGUAUGGAAAGAACUUCAGUGGCAGGGGCUCCCUUCCUAAACAAUAAAGAACUCGUACAAGGGAAACAUCUUAGAAAGGGUUGGAGUGUGGGAAGAUCUUUAAUCAUAUCAAAUAACUCCUACAGAGAGUAAACCAAUGAUCGUGUUCUGGUCACCCCAGGACAGCCAUUAUUGGAGUGGAAGAACUUUCUGACAGUAAGAGCUGUUUUGACAAUGGAACAGUCUCCCUCGGGAGGUGGCAGGCUCUCCUUCCUUGGAGGUUUUUAA
Podarcis muralis (Common wall lizard) is the source of this 4525-nucleotide messenger RNA. NCBI's taxonomy places the organism in Eukaryota, Metazoa, Chordata, Lepidosauria, Squamata, Lacertidae. The record is from RefSeq and is a predicted model, not a curated record.